AUUCGAAGCACGCGUGCAAUCGUCAGGCGUCGAUGGUAGAGAAGCAAGCGCCGCCGCCGGGGACGAAGCCUUUGAUGGUGUCGAUGCGAGAGAUGGACACGCUCGGCUUGAAGACAGGACCGGGGUUGAAGGAGACGAUCGAUUUCAAGGUGUUUGAUCGCCAAACGAUCCUCGAUGAGAUUGCCAAAGUCGGCUUCAUGUGCCCAUUCCACGAACACCGGGCAGAAGUGGCCAAACUAGAGAUCCCCCAGCUGCUUUUGGUCGCAGAUCGAGACGAAGUGUACGGGGAGAACUGGCUGCUGUGUGUCCGGCAAGUCGGAUAUGACGGCCAAAUGGCACUGAUCGCGCAGCGCCAAGCCGCGUUGGAGGUCGCCGAGGCCGACAGCAAGAACCAAGUCAAUGAGGAAGACGAACUCCUCACCCUCGUGUACGAAGACAAACCCAUCGUGUCUCGGCCAUGGGAGUCAGCGUCCGCCGACGACUCGCACGAACAAGUUCGACUCCUGAGCAUCCACGCCACGCGCGCCGUCAUCUCCAUCUCCGUGACGCGUCGGGCAGAAGAGUUCAACGCCGACUACAAGUUCAGCGACCGCGAUGCCGACCAAUGCUUUGUCGAGUGUCGCCAACACAAAGACCCCAACUACGAUCUCACGAGAAUGGAGCAGGACGUUGGGUUGCAGGGCAUCCCCGACCUCAUCGACAACACGACCCAGACGUCAUGGUUUCGCGCAGUCAACUCGGCGCUCCAGUACGAGCCGAUUAAAUUUCCGUCCGACUUGCGAGACCGAGAGAUGCAAUCGAACCGCAUGCAAACGUUCCUCGCCACGGUGUUGCCGCGCAUGGAAGAAGCGCUCCAGCAGAACGAAACGCUCGACAUUUUCAUGGACCCGCUGGCCAUCCUCGCCGAAGAAGAGAUGGCCACGGGGCAACACAAGACGGACAACAAUAUCAAAGAGCUGCGGACGUUCACGGACCUCGUCUAUUCGAAGAACAAAACGCUGCCAUCCAUCGACUGGCACCCGAAAAAGUCGGGCGUGGUCGCCGUGGCGGCCGCCACCAACUCGUCCUUUUCCAAGCGGGCCGACGCCACCGACAAGGUGGACGGGUCGUACAUUUUGCUGUGGAACUUUGCCGACCUGAUCCAUCCUCAGCUCAUGAUGGAAGCACCGCAGGACGUGAUGGCCGUGCGGUUCAACCCGACGCAGCCGGGUAUCGUCGUCGCGGGGCUCUUCAACGGGCAAGUGUGUGUCUGGGACAUCUCAAAAGCCGAAGGGCAAAUCUCGAAAAAGAAGGCCAAAACCCCAGGCACAUCCACGCAAGACGCCUCCAAGGCGGACGAGGCGCACAAAACGAUGCCGCCUGUGAAACCCAUGUACGUGUCGUAUAUUGACUUGAGCCACCGACGCCCCGUGGCCGACUUGCAGUGGCUCCCCCCCGGCUUGGAAAUCAACAACCGAGGCCACCUCAGUGCGACCCAGGACCCUCUAACCCACCAAUUCGUCACGAUCGCCGGCGACGGUCAAGUAUGCUUUUGGGACCUUCGGUUCAAAGAUCCCAAGUACCGCAUGCUCAACCACGGCCGCAUCAAGCAAGACAAGUCGCAGCAAAAAGCGGCCAAAGAUGGAAAAGACACUGCCCCGGCCGAAGUGCUGUUCACGCCGCUGUACGCGAUCACACUGACCAAGGUCGACGGAGCCGGAGAAUUGGGCCUCAAGUGCAUUGCCAUGGAGCGUAUGAGCAACGAUCAGCCGUCGUCGCGAUUCUUCUGCGGCACGGAGGAAGGCGAACUCCUCUUGGCGGACUGGCGGCCCCACGCGUCCAAGGACGAUGACUCGGCCCCAAGUAACAACAACAACAAUGGCGAAGAGAGCGUCGAGUACGUCCAAUGGUCAUGCCACGACCACUUUCGCACGACCGUGAGCCUCAGCCGGUCGCUGUUCUUCCCACACAUCAUCCUCACCGUGAGCGAAUCGAACUUUCACAUUUGGAACGUCGCGCCGGCCAGUUCUGGCUCGGCCAACACGCCCAUCUUCAUCUCGCCGUUUUCACUCGCCCCCCUCACGUGCGGGUGCUUUUCCCCCACGAGGCCUGGCGUCCUAUACAUUGGCAAGGCGGACGGGGUACUGGAAGUGUGGGACCUCUUGGAUCAGUCCCAUCGGGCGUCGUUCUCGUCCAGCAUCGCCGCGUGCUCCUUGACAACGCUCGAGUUCCGCUCCGCCGCGCCAGCCAGCGCGAUUGUAGCUCCCAACGCGGCAACCAAUAAUGUCAAUAAUAACGCUGCUAAUAAUGCUGCUAACAAAGGCGCCGCGCCGCCCCAGCAAGCCCCCAAGCAGCAGCUGCUGGCGGUCGGCGACGUGAACGGCAAUUUGCACAUCCUUGAAGUCCCCCGGACGCUGUCGAGGGGGUCCGCAGGGGAGCGGGGGGUCAUUGAAACGUACUUCAAACGGGAAAUUGUCCGCGUCAAAGCCGUCCUCGAGUACGCUGACAUGGCGUCCCGAAAUGCCAACGCUUCGUUGAACCAAGCGGCCCCGGCUGCCGUACCGUCCACGGCAUCCACGGGUACAAAGCCAACCAGUGGUACCAAUGACGCCGAUGAUGACUUGUUCCGAAAGAUGGAGAAAGAAUUCAAGUCCGAGUUGGGCAUUGAAGACCACGACCAACACGGCAAGAAAGGAUAACGUCGAAACUGUAUCGACUUGUUCACGUUGAACGAUGCUCUUGCGUAUGCCGACAACAUCGACAGAUGAUCAGAUAGGCCAACAGUCGCUUGAUUCAUGACGAGUUUACUACCCAAAGUGCUUACAGUACUUGCUAUAGAAGGAGAAAUGAUCGACAAUACAUGUAGCGAUUAGGUGUCUGGAUUACAUACGAAUCUUCUCAUGUACUUACAUAGCAUACAUUCGUGUCUGUGUUCGGGUUGUUUUCUAGAGUUAACCAUCUACCGCUAUACAUGGUUGGACGCUUGAGAGUUGUGAGUCGCCUGCUGCAGUUUAUAGCGGCUUGUCAAUCACG
Aphanomyces astaci is the source of this 3012-nucleotide messenger RNA. RefSeq lists its product as hypothetical. Gene Ontology annotation, cellular component: inner dynein arm. Gene Ontology annotation, molecular function: dynein heavy chain binding; dynein light chain binding. The record is from RefSeq and is a predicted model, not a curated record. The coding region runs from base 33 to 2678 and encodes 881 amino acids. The transcript is spliced from 3 exons. Gene Ontology annotation, biological process: cilium movement involved in cell motility; inner dynein arm assembly. NCBI's taxonomy places the organism in Eukaryota, Oomycota, Saprolegniomycetes, Saprolegniales, Verrucalvaceae.